AUGAUUGCUCAAUAUUGUUGGAGGUAUUAUGAAGAGGAUAUGGAUUUCGUGCAGGAUCAGCAACCUGAAAGCAAUAUUGAGAUGGAUAUCGAUGAUGAAGAAUUAAAAGAUAUGAUUGAUGAAGUAGCCCGUGAGUUGGAUAGAUUGAGCCAACCCAUUGAAGAAGAAAUAAUGUUCAGCGUUGAAGAUGAUGACGAUGACUAUGAGGGUGAAUAUGAUGUGGAAGAAAUAGAAGAAAUGCAAGAAGCAGAAGAUGAACCGCAAGUAUAUCCUGACAAGGAAGAUGAUGUUCGUGCAGGAGUGAGGUUUGAAGAAGUCCCCGUAAAAUCACGAAAGAAAGGAGAGUUUCGAGAUGACAACGUGUUGAGCGCUGAAGCAGGAAGAAAGAUAGCCGAACGGGCGCAUAACUUGAUGUUCCAGCAGUGUGGAACUGAGAAGAAAGCAACUUACAAUGUGGAUGAGUCGUUGCUGAUUUCACGCGUCAUGCAACAGAUUUGUGACGAGGUGUACACAAGAGAUGGAGUGUCAUUUAUUCAGCAGUAUUAUCUUAACAAAGGAUUAAAGAUUUUCAAAGAACGAGGAAAAGAAGCUGCACUAAAGGAACUUGAUCAACUGAUCAAACGAAGUUGUUGGACACCCAUCAGCAUUGGUGAAUUGACUGAAUCCGAGAAGAGAUGCAUGAUGUCAAUGGACAUUCCGAACGCAUUCAUUCAGACCUUGAUGCCAGAUUUAGGUGAUGGAGAAGAUCGGGUGAUCAUGAAGGUAGCUGGACUGAUGGUCCAAUAUAUGAUCAAUUUGGACCCGACCUAUCGCGAUUAUGUUGUUUAUGAGAAUGGCAAGCGAGUGAUCUAUGUUGUGAUCCUUUGUGCCAUAUAUGGGAUGUUGCAGGCCUCGUUGCUGUGGUAUCGAAAUCUGAGAGCUUCUCUAGAGGAGUAUGGCUUUGUUUUCAAUCGAUAUGAUCCCUGCAUUGCCAACAGAAUGGUUAAUGGCAAACAAUUGACAAUCAGGUUCCAUGUUGAUGACGUUUUAGCAAGCCACAUGGAACAACAAGUACUUGAAGAUUUUUUCACAUGGGUGAAUGAGAAAUAUGGUGGCUUAAAAGAGGUCACAUGUACUAGAGGUAAAGUUCAUACUUAUUUGGGUAUGACAUUGGAUUUUCUGAAGAAAGGGAAAAUGAAAAUUUGCAUGGAUGAUUAUGUGGAUCGCAUGCUGAGUGAGUUUCCAGUCAAGUUUAAAGACAAUGCGGUCCAGGAAACACCAGCCGGAAAUAAUCUACUGGAGAAAGGUAAAGGGGCACCGCUUGAGAAGGAGCGACAUGAAGUGUUCCAUUUGUUUGUUGCCAAAUUGUUAUUUUUGUCCAAAUGUGCUCGACUGGACAUCAGUCCGAUGGUAUCAAUUUUAGCAUCAAGGGUGCAAUCGCCGAAUCUGAGUGAUUGGCAUAAACUAGUUCAAUUGAUGAGAUACAUUCAUUCAACAAAAGGAUGGCAUCUGACAUUGAGCUCUGAUGAUUUGCGCGUGAUUAAAUG
Cylindrotheca closterium is the source of this 1526-nucleotide messenger RNA. The record is from the annotation of a GenBank genome assembly. NCBI's taxonomy places the organism in Eukaryota, Bacillariophyta, Bacillariophyceae, Bacillariales, Bacillariaceae.